This is a messenger RNA of Effrenium voratum, 960 nucleotides long. The record is from the annotation of a GenBank genome assembly. NCBI's taxonomy places the organism in Eukaryota, Dinophyceae, Suessiales, Symbiodiniaceae.
AUGAGAUCAAUUUUCCGUGCCGCAAGUUCCAUCCCAAACCGAAACGAUGAGGCAUCCAUGAGCGGCAUGGUGGUCGCUUGGUGGUCGCUUUUCUUCCUUGCAGCGGCGGAGUUUGAGUCGGAGCCGUCGGAGCUGGAUCUGUCGCUGUUGCAGCGGAGGCUGGAUGUGCGCGAUGGGAAACCUUUGCCUCUGGCCUGGGUCCACUUUCCGAAGUGCGGCAGCUCCCUUGUGAACCUGUUGAUCCACGAGCCUGGGUUCUGCCAAGUAGACCCAGACCUGUUUGUCAGUGAAGACAGCUUAGGGGACUGCUUCCUCCAGAAGUUCAACACGGGUUGCUCGCAGAUUUGCGACACCAAGCAUUUGCGAUGCCAGCCAAGUGUGCACGAGUGCAUCGGCCGCCAAUAUGCGGAGCUGCAAGGCCAUUGGGUGGCCAUGUUUCGGCAGCCUGAGCAGCGCCUCCUCUCCGCAUACUAUGACGAGUUCCACAACUGGUCCGAGUUGAGACCGGUUUGCAAGGGACUCGCUCCACCGAAGCCAGCGCUGCCAGUCUUUGCAGAGCUUUUUGAGGGCACCGUCACAUACCAACUCACUGGUGAGGGCCGGGACGGGGACCACAUGCUGCCGCUGCUGCCUGAGCUGCCUGCGCGUACUCGGGCCAUGGCAGAGCAGGCCGUCCGCCGAGUGUCGGGUUUUGCCUUUGUCGGUAUCCACGAAGAAUGGGAUUUGUCCAUUUGCCUUUUCCACGCGAUGUUCGGCACCCGCUGCCGUGCGCUGGACUUCGAGAAUGUCAGGCCAGGGAUCAACACCGCGAAGCUCUACAACACAACGCAGCUGCAGGGCUAUCGCGAUGAGCUGGACGGCAUGGUGUAUCAGGAGGCUCUGCGAAUCUUCAAGGCAAACUUGCUGAAGUACAAUGUGUCUUUGGACUCAUGCCAGCGCUGCUUUGACGCGGCUCUAUGA